AUGGCGGAGCCAGUAAGCUUCAUUCACUUUGGUGCAGCGACUAAAACCUCGCUCUCCAAACCUAAGGAAUCGAAACCAUCGUCGGAGACCCGACCGCAGUCUUCCCGGGACCAUCAUCCUCCACCACCUAAAAAAGUACGGAACGACGAGAAGAGCCUUAAACCCAAGAAACUAAACGGAGAAGGAGGGGGAGGAGGCGGCGCAGUAGAGAAGCAGCACCAGAAGCAGAGUUAUGGCAGCCCAACAACAUGGAGCUUCAGUCCCAUCAAGUCGAGCAACCCCACGGCGCCAAUCCAGCCACCGCUACACAAAGUGUUCAAGCAAAGCGCUUUCCUCGCCUCACCCCCAAAACCUAAAAAACCCAAGGAAAAACGAGAGAAGGAAAAGGAGAAGAAGAAACACAAACUGCCCACUGAAAAUAACGUCAGUAGUGUGAGUAGUUCAGGAAUGAAGAAGGAAAACGGGGAGGUGAAGUUGUUACAGAAAGACCACAUCAAGGACAAGAUGAGAGAGAGGGAGAGGGAAAAAGAGAGGGAAAAGAAGAAAGAAAAGGACAAGGAGAAAGAAAAAGAGAAGGAGAAAGACAAGGAGAAAGAAAGAAAGAAACAUAAACUAAUGAAUGAAAUCAAGAGAGAGAAUGGGGAGGUGAAGCUACUGCAAAAAGGUGACAAAGAGAAGCCGAAGAUCAACUCAGAGGAGUUGCAGAUCAAAAAGGUCAAGAAGAAAAAGAAAAAGAAACACAAAGAGGGUGAGAAGCGCAAGCGGCCCAAGAUGUACAGCAAGUCCAGCCAAACGGUUUGUGCUGGUCUGCUUAGUGCCAGCGACCUGCCCAGCCUGCUCUCCAAACCGGCCGCUGAAUUCAAAUCACCUCUCCCGGUCACCCAGGGCAGCGCCCUUUCUCUGGCUUUACCGGUCGCCACCAUCAAACAGGAGAACUGCAGCCCCAAGUCUGAUCCGGCUAGUUCUGCGACCAAAGCUGGCCAGGCCCGCCCCAAGCUGCCUGGCCUGGACGGGCUGGAGUUCGGCCGCUUUGUCCACGUGGAGCAGCAGCCCAACGGUGGUGCUCUGGUGGUUCACGCCUACAGCCGAGAGCUCUCUGUCCUGUCUCCCGUGGAGAUGCAGAGGUUUGCCCAGGAGUUUGUGACGCUGGCCUUCAGCGAGGACUCGUGCGGGGCGGCACAUUACGUCAUGGGCAUCAUCCAUGGCGCUGCCUCCUACCUCCCUGAUUUCCUCGAGUACUUCUCUGUCAAGUUCCCCAGUUCGCCCGUCAAAAUGGAGAUCUUGGGGAAGAAGGACAUUGAGACGACUACAAUGGCAAACUUCAAUGCUCAGGUAAAGAGAACCUAUUCCCAUGGGACGUACAGGGCCGGCGCCAUGAGGCAGAUCAGUCUGGUGGGGGCCGUGGACGAGGAGGUGGGCGAUUAUUUCCCAGAGUUCCUCAGCAUGCUGCAGGAGUCACCCUUUCUGGAGCGGACACUGCCGUGGGGGACCUUCUCCAGUCUGAAGCUGAAGAGCCCCACAGAGAGUGAUGACGGCCCCAUCAUGUGGGUGCGACCAGGAGAGCAGAUGAUCCCUGUUGCUGACAUGCCAAAGUCUCCCUUCAAAAGGAAAAGGUCAACCAAUGAAAUAAAGAAUCUGCAGUACCUACCUCGGACGAGUGAGCCGCGCGAGAUGUUGUUUGAGGACCGGACACGGGCCCACGCUGACCACAUAGGACAGGGCUUUGAGAGGCAGACCACUGCUGCCGUCGGAGUGCUCAAGGCCGUCUGCUGCGGAGAGAAUGCGGAGCCUCCUCGCAUUACCAAAGAUGUGGUCUGCUUUCACGCCGGGGACUUUCCUGACGUGGUACAGAGACUUCAGCUGGACCUGCAUGAGCCACCCCUGUCCCAGUGUGUGCAGUGGGUGGACGAUGCCAAGCUGAACCAACUGCGGCGGGAGGGCAUCCGUUACGCCCGCAUCCAGCUCUAUGACAACGACAUCUACUACAUCCCCCGCAACGUGGUACACCAGUUCAAGACCGUCUCGGCUGUCUGCAGCCUGGCCUGGCACGUCCGUUUGAAACAGUACCACCCAGAGGCAGCGGAAGAGCAAGAGGAGGAAGAGGAGGAGAGGAAGGCUCUGAAUUCGGCUCCACACUCACCACAAGUGAAACAGGAGAUCUCCAGCGAGCCCCUCAAAGUCCCUGCCCCACCCACCAAUUUGGACUCCAAACCCCCCAGAGACACCCCAUACGUUCCUCAUAUCAAAGUGGAGCCUGCAGACUCCCACCCAGAGCGACCGACUAAACCCCCCAGCCCGGCGUUUUCCCCGCCUCCACCGCCCGCUACUUCUUCCGACAGCCGACCCAAAGCGCACCAUCCCUCAGAGUGUCAAACCGCACCGACGUCUUCACUCACAUCCACUUCCACUCCAACCCCCACCCUUACUCUCACGCCACCCAAAUCUUCCACUGGACACUCAGACAGCCGGACUGCACCCCCCCAGCCCCGGCCCGACAAACCCAAGGACUCGGUUUACCCAAAGCCCCCAGUCACGCCCCAGGAUACACGGCCACAGCACUCCCUCAAACAGCACCUGCAUGAGCAGCCAAAAGACUUUUUAUACUGA
Chanos chanos (milkfish) is the source of this 2607-nucleotide messenger RNA. Its product is annotated as lysine-specific demethylase RSBN1L-like. Gene Ontology annotation, cellular component: nucleus. The record is from RefSeq and is a predicted model, not a curated record. Bases 1 to 2607 code for a protein of 868 amino acids. Lineage: Eukaryota; Metazoa; Chordata; Actinopteri; Gonorynchiformes; Chanidae. The transcript is spliced from 8 exons.